AUGUUUGUUUUGUAUAUUUUAUUCUCACUGUUUAUAUCAGUCAAUUCGCAACCAGAUGACUCUUAUAACACUGCUUCGAAUGUUUACGGAUCGAAUGCAGGGAAAAUAAAGGUGGGCUACAAUCCGAAAGUAUUUCAAAACAGAUUCCUUUACUUAAUUAAAUUGCCUUUCAGAAUUUUAUGGUGGGUUUUCAAGCUCAUUGUUUGCCUGUUCAAACAAUUCGUGGUAAAUCCAAUCAAGUACUGUAUUAACUUCAUUUUCUUUUCAUUGAAAGCAAUUUACGAUCAUUUCAAAAACUUCGAUCUUAAACGUGAUUUACAAUUCCUCGGCAAAAUCCUGCUUGCACCUUUCAGAUUCAUUAAGAAGAUUUUGAAAUCUAUAUUUGAUUUAUUCAAGCUCGGAAUGAAAUGUAUUUUUGAAUACAUUGGCUACUUUAUACAGAGAGAAAUUCGUGGCUUCUGGAAGCUUAUCAGUCACCUCAAGCCGCGUUCCGUUCCUAAACCAAAACCAACACCACAACCAAAGACAUUGCCUACACCAGAACCAACAGCAACACCAAUACCUUCUCCAGAGCCAACUGCUACUCCUGCUCCAACUCCACGUCCUACACCAAUUCCAACUCCUGUUCCAACAUCAACUCCAAUUCCAACUCCUGUUCCGACACCAACUCCAAUUCCUACACCGGUUCCAACCCCUGUUCCAAAGAAGGAAUGUAUUGAUCGUUAUGUAGAAAUCACUCAAGAAAUAGAAGAUAAGUGGGAUAAUACUAUUAAACAGAUCAAUGGCAUCAUUGAUUAUGUUAAAGACAAAUACAAUAAGUUAUUAGACAAGCGCGAUCAAAAUACAAAGGAAAUCGAGGAUAUUGGAAAGAGGAUCAAAUCAAUUGAACAAAGCUUUGUUCCUGCCGAGCCACAAGUUGUAAGUAUUGAAGAUAAGAAGAAUUUAUCUAUGAUAUUAACAGAAAUUCGACCACUUGGACUUCCAGCAAUUCAAGGAACAUUGUUAAAACGUGCAUUAGACGUAAUCUUUAAGAAACAAAAACGUGUUUCCAUUGAAAAAGUUGAUGGAGUUUGGAACUUAGGAAAUUCAGUUGGAAAUUACACAUUUGAGACACAAUCAAGGAAAGUUAAGACAUUCUCAGCAGUUACAAUAUGCCAGGAUAGUGAGGCAACCAUCAAAGACUUCGCUUUAUACUUCUAUAAGAAUGGAACUCCAGAAAUCAUGACUUCUAGGUUCGAAGUAAAGAAAGAAACUGGAGAACAGACAUUUAUGCUUCCAUACCAAGUCAGUGGCGAUGUAAUCAAACUGAUUGUCUUUGAUACUUUCGAUAAUCAGAACGCGAAGUUGUCGGAUGUCAAGUUUACUGCAUGA
This is a messenger RNA of Trichomonas vaginalis G3, 1371 nucleotides long. RefSeq names its product mannose-6-phosphate receptor family member family. Bases 1 to 1371 code for a protein of 456 amino acids. The record is from RefSeq and is a predicted model, not a curated record. The transcript has a single exon. Lineage: Eukaryota; Parabasalia; Trichomonadida; Trichomonadidae.